AUUGUCAUCUCUGUCUCCCCCCUCUCUCUUUCUUCCACUAGUAAACCAUCCUCGUUUCCUUUUUUGUCUCGAUCUCCCACAAACAUACACGCGUCUCUCUCUCUCUCUCUCUCUCUUCUCCCCAUAACCCCACGCCCACAGGCUUUCUCUUCUCCUCUCCGGUUUGCUUGCCAAUUCGUCGGGAAGCCAAUCCAUUUCCAAGCAAUGGGCGCUUCAGGGAAAUGGCUGAAAUCGCUGAUCCCUCCCAAAAAGAUCACCUCUUCCGCCGCUGACCUCGAGAAACGAGGAGGGGAUGGGAAGGGAGGAGGGAAGAAGAAAUGGAAGCUGUGGAGAAGCUCAUCCGAAGGGUUUAAUCAUCCGUCGUCAUCUGCUUCCUCCGCUUGCUCUUCUUCUUCUCCUUCGGUCGACGGCUUCAAAAGGGGCCACGUGGUAGCUCAAUCCGAUGAGUACAACAGCUUUACUUGCUCCUCAAACGACGACUCUUUCACCGCCGCUAUGGCCACCGUCGCCAGAGCUCCGGCUAGGGACUUCAUCGCUGUCAAGAAAGAAUGGGCUGCCAUCCGGAUCCAAACCGCCUUCCGAGGCUUGCUGGCAAGGAGGGCAUUGAGGGCCUUAAGAGCAGUGGUGAGAAUUCAAGCCAUAUUCCGCGGAAGGCAGGUUCGAAAGCAAGCUGUAGUGACACUAAGGUGUAUGCAAGCUCUAGUUCGAGUUCAGGCUCGAGUUCGGGCAACUGCAGUCAGAAUAUCCUCAGAAGGGCAAGCUGUCCAGCAGAUGCUGGAUGCUUAUAGGAACCAUGCUGAUCCCACUAAGCAAGCUGAGAAACGUUGGUGUAACAGUCCUGGAACAGUGGAUCAAGUGAGAACGAAGUUGCAAAUGAGGCUAGAAGGAGCUAUCAAGAGAGAAAGAGCCAUUGCAUAUGCCCUAUCUCAACAGGCUGUGAAAGCAUGUCCAAGCCCGGGUAGGAAGACUAGCAACAAUUCUAAGCAGCAACCAAUUGUUCCUCCCAAGCAUCAUCAGAAGGGGGAUGAAUACAACCCACUCGGAUGGAGCUGGCUCGACCGUUGGAUGGCAGCAAAGCCAUGGGAGAGCAGGUUGAUGGAGGAAAGCAGCAGCCACAGCCAUGCAAGAGCUGAUUCACUAGAGAUCUCUCCAACGCAACCACCACCACCACAACCUCCUCUCUUGUCAAGAAAAAGUGCUGACAACAUGUACACAUCAACUUGCUCCUCAAAACUUAAGCACCAUGAGCCGGCUUCUUCCUCGUCGGUCAAGGUGAGGAAGAACAAUAUGAGCACUCGAGUCUCAGCCAAACCAACACCAUCCAUGGUGGUUCAUCAUCAUAAUCAUGGUACUAAUGGCUCAUCUUCAACCAUGAGUUCCGAGACACUCUACGAGGAAACCAGCUUCCUCUCGACAAAUUCAUCUACAUCUAUUGAUCAAGAGCAGCAGAGUUGUUGUGAGAAGCAGCAGCAGCCGAGCUACAUGAGCCUCACAGAAUCAACCAAGGCGAAACAACAGAAGGCGGUUACUUGGAGUAGGCAUUGCAGCAAUGUAGGUCUUCAGAGAAACCAGUUGAUUGAGGAGGAGGAAGAGGAGGAUGAUGAGUUGUACUGUAUGAGAUCAAUGCCACUGUCCAGAGAUGUUUACCCUCCAAUGCCGCAGGGCAAGAAGACCGUAUCAUGA
This is a messenger RNA of Linum tenue, 1683 nucleotides long. NCBI's taxonomy places the organism in Eukaryota, Viridiplantae, Streptophyta, Magnoliopsida, Malpighiales, Linaceae. The record is from the annotation of a GenBank genome assembly.